This is a messenger RNA of Eimeria mitis, 528 nucleotides long. RefSeq lists its product as uncharacterized. The coding region runs from base 1 to 528 and encodes 175 amino acids. The transcript is spliced from 6 exons. The record is from RefSeq and is a predicted model, not a curated record. NCBI's taxonomy places the organism in Eukaryota, Apicomplexa, Conoidasida, Eucoccidiorida, Eimeriidae.
AUGAGAGCAGAGGAUGAGAGUGAGAGUGAGGACUCAAAUUGGGGUUUGCUGCUGCAGCAGCCAGAUGCAGCAGCAGCAGCAGCAGCAGGGGUUUCUGUUGCUGCUGUCUCUCGUGUUCUUCUCUAUCCCAAUGAGGCCCCCACUAACAUUAUACAUAAUCAACAAAUACAAAACUCUAUUAUACAAGAAGGGGAGAAUACAGAGAUGGCAGCGCGGGAUAUAGAUGAGCUCCCAGCAGUGGCUGCGGACCGCCAGCAGCUACCUGAACUUAUGAGGGAGGCUGCGGACCGCCAGCAGCUACCUGAACUUAUGAGGGAGCAGCAGCAACAGCAGCAGCAGCAACAGCAGCAGCAGCAGCAGCAGCAGCAGCAGCAGCAGCAGCAGCAGCAGCAGCAGGAGGAAGAAGAAAUAGAUGAUAGUGUGAUUGAGGCCCCUUUAGAAAGCCCUAAAAGCAACAGAACAAGCAGCAGCAGCAGCAGCAACAAGCAGCAGCAGCAGCAGCAGCAGCAGCAGCAGCAGUGGGGGUAG